Phanerochaete carnosa HHB-10118-sp is the source of this 1452-nucleotide messenger RNA. RefSeq lists its product as uncharacterized. The coding region runs from base 132 to 1268 and encodes 378 amino acids. The record is from RefSeq and is a predicted model, not a curated record. Gene Ontology annotation, molecular function: peroxidase activity; heme binding. Lineage: Eukaryota; Fungi; Basidiomycota; Agaricomycetes; Polyporales; Phanerochaetaceae. The transcript has 7 exons. Gene Ontology annotation, biological process: response to reactive oxygen species; hydrogen peroxide catabolic process; cellular response to oxidative stress.
AUUAUGUCUGUAUCCGUUGCUAGUAAUAGGUUGGUGUAUGUGGUAUAAAAACGGGCCAUCGUCGACGACGGUUAGCCAGGACGUCCAGUUCUACCUCCUCCGGUAAACCACUCAGUCUUUCAGACAUCGCAAUGGCCUUCUCCUCUCUUCUGGCCCUCGUUGCCCUCGUCGCGGUCACUCGCGCAGCCCCGACCGCAGUCUGCUCUGACGGCACUCGCGUCAGCAACUCUGCUUGCUGUGCUUUCAUUCCUCUUGCUCAGGAUCUGCAGGAGACCCUUUUCAUGAAUGAGUGUGGUGAAGAUGCUCACGAGGCCAUUCGUCUGACUUUCCACGAUGCUGUCGCGAUCUCCCGCUCCAAGGGAGCCAAGGCCGGAGGAGGCGCCGACGGCUCGAUGCUCCUGUUCCCCACCGUCGAGCCUAACUUCUCGGCCAACAACGGUAUCAGCGACUCUGUCAACAACCUCAUUCCUCUCAUGCAGAAGCACGACACCAUCAGCGCUGGUGACCUCGUCCAGUUCGCUGGUGCCGUUGCCCUUAGUAACUGCCCCGGCGCGCCGCGUCUCGAAUUCUUGGCUGGUCGCCCGAACAAGACCAUUGCUGCCAUCGAUGGCCUGAUCCCUGAGCCUCAGGACGAUGUCACCAAGAUCCUCGAGCGUUUCGAUGAUGCUGGAGGCUUCACGCCCUUCGAGGUCGUAUCUCUCCUUGCGUCCCACUCUGUCGCCCGCGCGGAUAAGGUCGACUCGACCAUUGAUGCCGCUCCCUUCGACUCAACGCCGUUUGUCUUUGACACACAGGUCUUCCUCGAGGUUCUGCUCAAAGGCGUAGGUUUCCCAGGAACGAACAACAACACGGGCGAGGUCGCCUCGCCUCUCCCGAACACCACCGGUACCGACACCGGCGAGAUGCGUCUGCAGUCCGACUUUGCGCUCGCACACGACGAGCGCACGGCGUGCUUCUGGCAGGGCUUCGUCAACCAGCAGGACUUCAUGUCGAACAGCUUCCAGCAAGCGAUGGCGAAGCUCGCCAUCCUUGGCCACGAUCGCAACAAGCUGGUCGACUGCAGCGACGUCGUCCCCGUGCCGCAACCCGCCGUCAAGAAGCCCGCGACGUUCCCCGCGACGACCGGCCCGAAGGAUCUUCAGCUCACGUGCCGCGCCGAGAGGUUCCCGACCCUCACCACCGACAAUGCUGCUCAAGAGACUCUGAUUCCUCACUGCCCCGACGGCAGCAUGAACUGCACUACGGUCCAGUUCAAUGGCCCGGCAUAAAUUUGCCCAUAGGCAACUUUGGAUACGAUAGUUCUGAUUACCUCGGAGUUAUUGAGUCGUCGGAUGUAUAAGCGUCUCGACAAGUUUGAAUAUGUAUCUAUCUUUCUCACAAGCACCGUACAAAGUGAUGCACCCCUAUGCAUUACGAUCAGCCUGAUCAUGACAACUUGAAGCUCAAAUAUCC